CUGCAUCUCGCGUCAGCUGAUCUUUUAUCGCCUGCCCGCUUCUGUUUUCCCGGAUCAGAGAGUGACAGAUAUCACACGACCCGUGCUCGUGUCGAUGAGGAGAGGAAACUCGUCAGUCAUGACCGUGUAGCUAUUCAAAGACGCUGCGACAGAUAAACGCAGAACAUGAUCUGAAGUACAUUACAAGUGCACUUCUUUUGCACAAGGGUGACCCGUCUACAAUGAUUCCGGAUGCAUUCUGAAUAUGUGAAGUGGGACUAACUGAAGCUAGACGAGCCAUGUUGGCCACCCAAACACCUGAGAGCGGCCCGGAGGCAAGAGAUGGAAAACAGUGGAUCAAGGAAAAGAUCGCACGGACCCUAAAAGUCCUGCAGAAGCGGUACAUCACCACAGACACGGCGGUCACCAGCGAGGACCUGGAGGCUAACCUGCUGUGUUGUGCUUUGGAGGCGGUCUUCAUCCAUGGAAUCAAGAGCAAGUUUAUUCGAUUUGAUGGAAGUCACGCGCGCAAAGGAGGGUCGCGAGGAGCCCUUCCUCAGCCCGUCUUCUGGAGCCUGUUGAAGAGCGUCACCCACAGGGAUGUCGUUCAAGAACUGGAACGUCUAAGCUUCAUAAACUCAGACAUCGGGCGCUGCAGAGCAUGGGUUCGCCUGGCGCUAAACGACGGGCUUCUGGAGUGUUACCUGACCUCGCUGUUUCGCGAAGGGUCCAACUUGGGCUCGUACUAUCAGCCCGGGGCUCUUUUGCUGGACCCAGAGGACCGCGAGGUUCUCCUCACCCUCCUGCAGUGUUUGUCCUCCAUGACCUUCCAGCUCUCUUAUAAAUCAGCAGUGCUGAAUGAGUGGACCAACACACCUCUGGUCCUCGCGGGUCUGUGUCCCCCAACGCCAGCCGACGAGCAACUUGUAGGCCCCAAGCGCAAAGAGUCUUGGGAUACGGUCUCCCAGUCAUCCGGAGGUUCUGGAGGCUCAGACUGGGCUCAGGAGGUGCUCCAGAGGGAGCCCAGGAAAGAGCAGAGCGAGGGAUGUGAGCCGAACACUCUGCUGACGUCGUCAAACCUGAGUCUGGACACGUCCGGAUCAUCACCGCUGUCCUCCAGCCUGAGCUCUGAUAGUCUGCUGCAGGGUCAGGAGCUCAGGAGUCCAGAGAAGGAGCCCUGGAGCUGUGACACGGAGAUCAGCCAACACACACGACAGAAGAUCACCGCUUCAGAAGAGAGCGGUUGCUCGGAUCAGGACUUGAAGGAAGACUUGGAUGUGUCCGUACCAGCUUCAGACUCUGCAGCUCGAGCUGAUGAUACGAGCACACACACACCUCCAACAGCUGCACAGGACACACAUCAGUCAGAUGCACACAUCUCAGAACAAUCUAAAGCAAGCUCAGAAAAGAUGUCAGCUGAGACGGAAGAAGGGACAGCGGAAGAAUCCGAGACUCUAGAUGAAACCGUCAUCGAGUCUGCAGAAAGUGAGCAGAAGAAAGACUCCUCUGAUGAUACUGGGACCGAAAAGACCUCUGACCCUGACGCUGUUUCUCCAGAGACCCCUACCGUCUCUAGCUCAGUGGAGCAAUCCCAGCAUGCCGCAUACAGACGCGCCGCGAGUACCGUCAGUAGGAAAACCUCCACAGACUCUCUCUAUUCCUCCUGCAUAUCCACAUCUUGGAUAUCAGAGGAUGACUUCUACAAGCCAGAAGAAAUGGGCAGUUCUGAAGCGUAUGCCGUCAUUGACGUUGUGCAGAUGAACGGACAGGUGACGCUUACCUCUGAACCAGACAGCGUCCAGCCUCCACCCAGUGUAGUGCACCGGAGACCCAACGGUCUUCGUAACCCGUUCAGGGGUCUGCUGAAGCUGGGUCAGCUGCAGCGCCGCGGUGCGGUGGGCAUGUGGAGGGAUUAUUACUGCGAGCUCUCUCCGUUUGAGCUGCGGCUUUACACCAACGCAGAGGAGCGCAUCUGCUAUGAAAACCUGUCCCUGCUGCGCUGUGAAGACGUCCACCUGUCCUCCAGUAACGAGGGACGGUUCCGGCUCUCCUUUUCGGGCAAAAGAAUCUACCUGCGUGCUCCGUCUCGAGGAGAGGCCGAGGACUGGGUGGAUCGCAUCGUGGAGGCCAUCAACAAACUACGUCCCACAAUGAGAGAUGAACAGUGGGAGGUGCUCCACACGUCCAGCGACCAGGACGUCCCCUCACAGACACCCUCAACCCCCAAACACAUCAUCUCAGGACUUCCAGAUCCUCCACCGUUAGAUUGGACCCGUCUUAAGGACCCCGAGCCAGAUGCUGUGAAGGAAGCGGUGGUCUAUCAGAACUUGGAGGAGAAGGGUUGGCGCUCUGUUUUACUCUCGCUCUCCUUGGAGGCCCUCAGGGGGUACCGGGUCCAAGGGGACUCCAAGGUGCCCCUCUUCUCUUACUCCAUUGGGAGCAUCAGGGAUGUGGUUCCUGAUGUUUCUUUAGGAAGUCCUGCGUUCUUUAAGGUUCUGACUGCGCAGGAGACUCUGACGCUGCGGGCGGAGAGCGGAGAGGCAGCGCGAGGAUGGAGGAGUCUGAUCAGAGGAGCGCUCGACUCGUAUCUGGAGACGGAGGAUGAUGGCGUCUCAGCAGUGGUCCAACACAGACUGAAGGGGGAUGGGGGGCUGCUGUCUCACCUGUCUACUGUCCCGAAUGAGAGGGGACUAGAUGCACAAAACUUUAAAUGUGCAGGUUGCCCUCGUCAGAUCGGGAUGUCUCUGGGGAGAGCCAGGCUCUGUGAGUUCUCGGGUCAGUAUUACUGUGAGCGCUGUCAUCAGGGAGACACCACCAUCAUCCCCUCACGCAUGCUGCACAACUGGGACCUCACAAUGCAUGAGGUCUCAAAACAAGCCUUUAAGUUGCUGACACAGAUCGAGCACGAGCCGCUCCUGAACCUUGACCUCCUGACCCCUGACCUGUUUGAUCACACUGACAUCAUGGCUAAAGUACGGAGUCUGAGACAGAGGCUGCGUUUCCUUGGAGAUUACAUCCUCAUCUGCCGCAGUGGCAUCAGCAGACAGAUCCAACCCAGACUUCAGCAGCGGACAUACUUACUGGAUAACAGUGAUCUCUACAGUGUAUUGGACUUGCAGCAGAUCGCAGACGAGCACUACGAAUCUUACCUGCAGUCUCUGAUUCAGUUUGGGACCAAGCACGUGCUCCACUGUGACCUUUGCACCCAAAGGGGCUUUAUAUGUCAGAUCUGCAACACCGACAACAUCAUCUUCCCUUUUCAGUUCGACAGCACCACCAGGUGUAACGUCUGCAAGACCGUGUUUCAUUCCUCCUGUAAGGCCAAGUGUCCGGUCUGUCCACGCUGCGUCCGCAUACAGAAGUACAUGGAGAGGGACUUGGAGGACUGAUUUAGCUGUCAGUUAAAAACAUGCACAAAGCUGAAAAUCCAGGGUUUGUACUACUGUAUAUUAUUGUGAUACUCAAAUCUGUAAGUUAUUUUCUCAGUAGCUGACCAACUGGAAGCGUUUGAUCGUUUUUUUACACUAAGCGUUUCAUUUGACUCAUCUGAAACUCUACUUUUAAGUGCACUUAUUUACACAUUCACAUGUACAUAUUCACUCACAUCAGCACUCCGGUGUGUGUUCUUUCAUGAAAUGUUAAUAAGCUGUUAUUAAAGCUAUGAUUUUUGCUUUUUUUUAACUUUAUGGAAACACACUUGAUGGUUACUCACUUUUCUGGGCUUCACAUGUUAUUCUGCAGGCUACUGUUCACAAUCAGAAGUCUUGGUUCUCUUCUUUUUUUUUUUUUGUGUAGUCAUUAUUGAUUGUCAAGUCUUAUUUAUGAAACUUAAGGCACUUAAAUGCCAAGGAUCUUAUAACUUGUUUUUAUAGUACUAUUUUUGCAUCUGAAUGUCACAUGCCAAGUUUUAUAUGAAGCAUUACGAGUUUGCAUUGUAUGCAUUAAUAAGCAUAUUUUCCUAUAUGCAGGAAUCGUAUGCAUUUAAUAAGAGGAUGGUUAUUGAAAUUAUGAAAUGUACCAACACUUACAACCUCACUUUAACAGGUCAUUUUUGUACCAUACUGUGCCUUUAUUUUCAUGUUUCAUAGUAGCAUCCUUCAUCACUAAAACUGGUCGUGCCAAAAAUGUAACCGUUACAAGCCAAUGUGAAUUAUUAAAGCUCAUCACAAAAUCA
Molecule: messenger RNA, 4153 nt
Organism: Carassius gibelio (silver crucian carp)
Lineage: Eukaryota; Metazoa; Chordata; Actinopteri; Cypriniformes; Cyprinidae
Product: pleckstrin homology domain-containing family M member 1
Exons: 13
Coding region: 279-3368 (1029 amino acids)
Source: RefSeq, a predicted model, not a curated record